Messenger RNA from Babesia microti strain RI, 1023 nucleotides. RefSeq names its product translation initiation factor eIF-3 subunit 2. Gene Ontology annotation, cellular component: eukaryotic translation initiation factor 3 complex, eIF3m; cytoplasm. The record is from RefSeq and is a predicted model, not a curated record. NCBI's taxonomy places the organism in Eukaryota, Apicomplexa, Aconoidasida, Piroplasmida, Babesiidae. The coding region runs from base 1 to 1023 and encodes 340 amino acids. Gene Ontology annotation, molecular function: protein binding; RNA binding; translation initiation factor activity. The transcript is spliced from 6 exons. Gene Ontology annotation, biological process: cytoplasmic translational initiation.
AUGAAACCUCUGAUUCUACAUGGGCACAAAAGGCCUCUAACAUGUGUAAAAAUCAACAGAGAUGGAGAUUUACUGUUAACAGCCGCUAAGGAUGGUGUUCUGCGUUUGUGGAGAGUGUCUGAUGGUGAACCGUUGGGGGUAUAUAACUGCCAAAGAGCUGUGGUUUGGUCCUGCGAUGUAACACAUGAUUCUCGCUUUAUCAUCGCAGCCUCUGGAGACUCGAGAAUAUUCGUCUUCCAAUUGCAGAACGGGCGUCUAAUCGCAGAGAUCAAAGAGGAAGGUCCUUGCAAGUUCGUUGAAUGGAAACAGCAUCCACUAAAGCAAAAUAAAUUUGUGUUGGCCCAUGACGACUUUGGGGAAACAGUUAACAUGUCAAUCAAGGUGUACAAACUAAAUCUUGUUACAAAUGAAUUGGGGCAGGGGGAGUUGAUUCCCCAAAUAGUUUGGACCCAACGAAACUAUUCAAGCCGUUGUAACCAGUGCCAUUGGGGGCCGUUGGAUAAAGAGAUAAUUACUUCUCAUGAAGAUGGCACUAUAAACAUUUGGAAUUCAGAGACAGGGGAGCACUUUAAAACGAUCCAGGCACACAAAAUGGCCGUCACAUGCCUUUCCUUCGGCAAAAAACGACUCCUCAUGCUUACUUGUUCCUCAGAUCAGUUUGCAAAAUUAUGGGAUACCCUAAACUAUGAAUGCAUCAAAACAUAUGAAACGGAUAGACCUCUUAAUGCCUGUGACAUAUCCCCAUUAUUUCAAUUAGAUGGACUAAGUGGGAAGAAUCACAUAAUUUUGGGCGGUGGUCAAAGUGCUGAAGACGUCACCACAACCACUGCCUCUGAGGGCAAAUUUCAAGUGCUGAUUUACCACAUAAUCCAUCAGGAGGAAUUGGGCUCCGUUAAGGGGCAUUUUGGUCCUAUUAACGCCUUGGCAUUUUUAUCAGACGGCUCUGGAUAUGUCAGCGGAGGGGAGGAUGGGUAUGUGAGGAUUUAUAACUUUGACGAUGAAUACUUUACUGAUAAAUUUUAG